AUGUCGUCUCUCCUAGAUGCCGCUCUGCGUUCCGAUGCUGUACCCACGCCUGGUAGUGAACCAGGUGCUACUCCACGAAAUCAAUUCCGCUCCUCUUCUAUGCGACCACGCGCGCCCCCUUCCGAAAGCGCAGGCGCACACAGUGACCAUGAAGGCUUCGCAGACGACGAGGUUGUAGGAAGAGGAGGACCCGGGCGGAGGGCGAAUGGGCCCCGGACAGACAUACCGAAGGUCGUGGACGUGACAGGAGAGACGCUGUCGCAGCGGUUCCAGGAGUUCCUCGAGAGCUACACUGAAGAUCCAACUUCCUCGGCGCUGCCCGUUUCCAGUGUACCAGUAACGGACAAGUACUACAUUGCGCAGGUCAAAGGAAUGAAGCUGUAUGGAUUGUCUACGCUUUACGUCGACUAUACACAUUUGCAAAGGCAUGAAGACGGCAUUGUGGCAGCCGCUGUCGCGAGCGAGUACUACCGAUUCCUCCCAUAUAUGAUCCGCGCUUUACACAACUUGAUCGCGAAGUAUGAGCCUCAAUAUUUUCGCGAUCAUCGUCAGCCCACAGCCACCGGCACAGCUACGUCUACUUCGCGGUCGGAACGAGCAUAUGAGGAAGCAACAAGUCAAAACGAUAGCCUUAACGAGAAGACUGCAAACCAACAGACCGACAAGAUCUUUACCCUAGCCUUCUAUAAUCUGCCUCUAAUUUCAAGGAUUCGCCAACUACGAACAGAGUCGAUCGGUCGUCUGCUGUCAAUCUCUGGCACUGCGACUCGCACAUCAGAAGUCCGUCCCGAGCUUUCCAUGGCUACCUUCAUCUGCGAGGCUUGCAACACGGUCGUGCCCAAUGUCGAGCAGACGUUCAAGUACACUGAGCCAACACAAUGUCCGAACACAGUCUGCAUGAAUCGUGAAGGGUGGCGGUUAGACAUCAGACAGUCCACGUUUGUCGAUUGGCAGAAAGUACGAAUUCAAGAGAACAGUUCAGAAAUUCCCACAGGUAGCAUGCCACGCACAAUGGACGUGAUCUUGCGAGGAGAAAUGGUUGAUCGAGCCAAGGCUGGAGAAAAGUGUAUAUUUACUGGAACUGCCAUCGUGAUCCCAGAUGUCAGCCAGUUCAGGGUUCCCGGUGUGAGGGCGCAAGCAACUAGGGACAACUCGGGGGCUGCCCGCGGAGCGGACGUCGGCGGGUCCGGCGUCAGUGGCCUCAAAGCUCUAGGUGUACGCGAUUUGACUUACCGCAUGUCAUUCCUGGCCUGUAUGGUAACUCCCGACACAUCCACCCCAGGGCAGUCUUCAAAUCACCACAUGACUGGUCAAGCAAGCAAUAUCCUGGCAUCACUCAACCAAGCGCAAGCAAUGGAGUCUGACAAAAACGGCGAGGAAGCUCAAGCUGAAUACCUCUCAACCCUCACUCCAGCUGAGAUCCAGGAUCUGAAAGAUAUGGUACACAAGCCUAACAUUUUCAUGCGGUUAGUCGACUCUAUCGCACCCACGGUGUAUGGCCACCAAGUCAUCAAGAAGGGUCUUCUCCUCCAACUGAUGAGUGGUGUAUCGAAACAGACACCAGAAGGUAUGGAUCUCCGUGGCGACCUCAACAUCUGCAUCGUCGGCGACCCAUCGACAUCCAAGUCGCAGUUCCUUAAGUACAUCUGCAGUUUCCUUCCUCGAGCUGUAUACACUUCUGGCAAAGCUUCAUCCGCCGCUGGUUUGACAGCUGCUGUUGUCAAAGAUGAAGAGACGGGCGAGUUUACUAUCGAAGCAGGAGCCCUCAUGUUGGCAGAUAAUGGUAUCUGUGCGAUCGACGAGUUUGACAAGAUGGAUAUCGCGGACCAGGUUGCUAUCCACGAAGCUAUGGAACAGCAGACCAUCUCCAUCGCAAAAGCAGGUAUCCAAGCAACGCUCAAUGCCCGGACAUCCAUCCUCGCAGCUGCGAACCCCGUCGGCGGUCGUUAUAAUCGUAAGACCACGCUUCGAGCCAAUGUCAACAUGUCUGCACCCAUCAUGUCGCGUUUCGAUCUUUUCUUUGUUGUACUCGACGAGUGCGACGAGGCCGUAGAUCGCCACUUGGCGGAGCACAUCGUAGGUCUCCACCAGUUCCGCGACGAGGCUAUCGAGCCAGAAUUCAGCACCGAGCAACUACAACGCUACAUCCGUUUCGCCAAGACGUUCCAGCCCGUAUUCACAGACGAGGCAAAAGAGACCCUGGUGGAGAAAUACAAAGAGCUCCGUGCCGAUGACGCUCAAGGUGGCAUCGGAAGGAACAGCUACCGCAUUACCGUUCGUCAACUCGAGAGUAUGAUUCGGUUGUCAGAGGCAAUUGCUAAAGCCAAUUGUGUCAUUGACAUCACACCCGACUUCGUUCGAGAAGCAUACAACCUUCUCCGGCAGUCCAUCAUCAGCGUCGAGAAGGACGACGUGGAAAUGGAAGAUGAAGACGACGAGGCACUCCUUGCUGCUGCCGCUGCCGCUGCCGCUGAGACCCAAGAGGGCGACGCAGAUAUGGGCGCAGACGAAGAACAGCAAGACGGUACGAGCGCUCGCGCUCCAAGCCGUACGCCUGCGCCGCCUCGCGAGAAGACAAAGAUCACGCAUGACAAGUACAUCUCCAUGCGGAAUUUGUUCGUCAAGCGCAUCAACGAGGACCAAGCUGCCACCGAAGACGGUGUCGAGGAAGAGGAUCUCCUCAUCUGGUACCUCGAACAGAAAGAAUCCGAGCUGGAGACACAAGAGGAUCUAGAAAAGGAAAGGGACUUGGCUAAAAAGGUGCUGAAGAAGGUUUGCAAGGAGCAAUAUCUCAUGCAAAUCCGCGGCGAGGGCUUGGCUGAUGAGCAGGGGCAGGCCGAGGCUGCAGCCAAGGUUGUGUAUGUGCUGCACCCGAACUGUCCGGUUGAGGAUAUUGUAUAA
Messenger RNA from Didymosphaeria variabile, 2901 nucleotides. It is a transcript of the gene MCM6, whose product is annotated as MCM DNA helicase complex subunit mcm6. NCBI's taxonomy places the organism in Eukaryota, Fungi, Ascomycota, Dothideomycetes, Pleosporales, Didymosphaeriaceae. Gene Ontology annotation, molecular function: single-stranded 3'-5' DNA helicase activity; ATP binding; single-stranded DNA binding. The coding region runs from base 1 to 2901 and encodes 966 amino acids. Gene Ontology annotation, cellular component: nucleus; MCM complex. The record is from RefSeq and is a predicted model, not a curated record. Gene Ontology annotation, biological process: double-strand break repair via break-induced replication; mitotic DNA replication; DNA replication initiation. The transcript has 3 exons.